CAGCUCGCUGGUGAAACCCCCCUCCGGACAAACAAACUUGUGUAUCACUUUCGCAGCCAUGUCAGUCAGACACCGAGCGUUAACACGACGAACCGUGUGGCCCUUAACAGCCGCAGUGUUCCAGUGAAUCGGACGGAGAGUGGAGGUUUCAGGCUGAUGACCUAAACGUCUGCUGGAGAGAAGCGUGGUGAACAGGAGGAUGGAUGGAGUGAGCUGGAGCACCACAAGGACCCCGGAGUCGUUCAGUCGCUCCCCGACAGCAACCGAAACUCUGUCCCGGCUCGCCAGCUUCAUCGCCCGGUCAGACACCAAACAGCCCGCACACACCCCGAGGCAGCGAUCGUCCCACCUGCACGCUUAUGUUUGUCCAGAGUGUGGCAAGAGUUUCCCGUAUGCAACCGAUCUGUUGCUCCACCAAGAAUUAAAACACUCAUUACCCAAACCUCACCGGUGUCCCUCCUGUGGACAGGAGUUCUCCCUGCGGUCCUCCUUGCAGCUACAUAAGUGCGAAAGGGAUUCCUCUCCGUGUGAACUUUGUUGUGGAGGGUCACGGCGUGGCUCUCCUUGCCCUUCGUGCAUGCAUCGCGCCUCAGAUCCCGGCAGGCCACAGGAAAAUUCCCUUCACCUCCAGCCUCACCUCCUGGACAGCAGCCCUUACGCAUGUGCACCCUGUGGGAGAGGCUUCAGCCAGAAGAAGGCCCUGCUGCAGCAUCAGCAGGCUGGCUGCAGUGAACCACCAUCCCCAUCAGAUGGAGUUGAUGCGAGCAGCCUUCCAGAUGAUUCUCCUCCAGUUUCUGAGGCAGACACAACCCGCUCUGAGUCUUCAGAUGCCCCAGGGCCCAGCAGCAGCGCUGUCCGUGUGUGCCAAUUCUGUUCAAGAAGCUUCCGUACAGCGGCUGGUCUGCAACGCCACAAGCAGUGUAACCACUUUGAGGAGCAGUUGAGGGCCCCAAAGCGACAAAAGACAAAAGGAGAAAUGGGGAAAGAAGGAGAUGACAAUGAAGAUCCAAAUAAAAAUUCCAAAUCCAAAAAGAAGCUUCUGAAAUGUCGCUCUUGUGACAUGAUUUUCAUGAGCACCUCUAAGCUCUACAUGCACAGGACAGAGAAGCACAGCAGAGAGAAAAGUACUAGGAGAGACCCGAAGCCAGUCGUCAAAAGGCGCUGGAAAGGACAUGGGAAUCCGUGUCAGGUCUGCGGCAAAGUCUUCUUCCAUCAUUUGUCCCUUAAGGCACAUUACAGAUUGCACACAGCCUCAAGCUUCUCUUCAAUCGACAACAAAGGAAGCACUGCCAAAGACUACAAGUUACCAGAAAAUAGACCAAACAACUUAAAAGCCGACUUAAAAGGUACAACGGUAAAGCCUGCACGAGGGAGGCCCAGGAAAGUGCCCAUUUUAGAGAUUAAUAAGAGUGAUUUGAAGAGAUGCAAGGAAGUGCCUGAAGUGAAGGAGGGGGAGGCAGAGGAUGAUGAGGAGGAGGAGGAGGAAGAGGAGCGAGAGUACCCAUGCCCCUCCUGUGCACAGGUUUUCUCUCUACAGUCCAAGCUCUGGGAGCACAUGGAGCUCCACCAGUCGUGUGUGAAGAGAAGGCACUGCAGUGUGUGCACAAACGAGAUGGACACCUGUAAAUGGCCGGGCUCAAAGAAGCACAGGCUGUACCACUGUGUGCCCUGUCAGCAGGGAUUCUCCGCCAUUGACUCUUUCCUAGAACACUGUCAGGAGCACCUGCGAGUCAGGGUGGAGGAGGAGAGCCUCACAGAGGCCUACAUGCAGCAGGCCAGCAAAGCCUGACAUCCAGUUUAAAUGUCAUCAGCGAUUUACCUUUUUUGCCUUCCAGGGCCAGAGAGCUGAGAGGGAUUAGGGGAAAUUCUUGUUGAUUUAACCAGUUCAUUCACUGAGCGCUCAGAGCAUCUGGAUUUAAUUGGUCAAUGGAUUUAAUUUAUUCACACCAACAAAAUAAAGGUUGAAGAAAUUGGUUGAUACAGGCCCAUCCCAGAGUCUAUACGUUUAAAUCAAAUUUAUUUAACCAUUUUUCUUAAUUCUUCAAUUCCUAAUUAUUUCUAAUGUUUUCUAUCGCUGCAUGUUUUUUUUUGUGAAAACUGAACAUUGAUGUAGUGUCUGUGGGACUGAUCUCAGACAGGACCAGUUGUCACAUAUUUUGGUCAUCACUUGAAGCGGUAAAUCCCCCAAAAUCUUGACAUGUUUGUCGGUGUCUUCUGUGUGGGGCACUUUCAUCCUAAAACAUUUGUAUAAUUUUUUCCCAUUUUGGCAUCUGUUGUCAUUAACACAGACUCCCUGUGUAUCCUGCGAAGGAUCCUCAUGAUUUCUCACUAUUGCGAUUUCACAUUCAGCCCCCCAGAGAAUGUCAGUAGAUUAUCUGGAGUUAAAUGUAUGUCUGAAAACAGCUUCCUGAGUUUCAUCUUCAUUACAACAUACAACUAACAUCAUUUGAUGAAACAUAAAGCCCACAGUUCAUUUAGAUGGAUCACCUAUGUGUAAAGUUGUCUACAGGUUAUUUUGUUUUGUUUUUCUAUUAUUUCUUUUGAAAUACACAGUCUGAAUCUGACAUUGGAAUGAUCCUAAUGACCAAUUUCCCUGUCUAUUUACAUUUAGACCUGUGGACUAAUCUGAAAGUAAUAGAAAUGAGGACCGAAGUCAAAGCACUGCGAGAUGUGGUGUUUGCCAUUAUUUGUUUUCAUGUCAUACCUGGUCGAGCCUGGUUAAUAUUUGCAAGUGUUUCACCCAGGUUGGAGCGUUACCACAGAAGGGGGAAUGUAAGUUGAGCAUUUGUAUGCACUGUUUCAGCCGUUCUUUGAUAUCCACAUGGCUGACACAGAUAGUUUUACCCAGCCCAAUGCCUCUCAAUAUGGCCUGUCUUUUUAGCUGGCUUAAACUCUUGUAAUAUUACCUCCAAUAUGCAAAAUGAUAGACUGUGGGAUGAGUAAUGAGUGCACUUGUGAAUGAAAAGGAUCAACGGGACUUUUUCUUUAGCUUGUUGUUAUAAAGGGUUUUCAGCUACUGUUUUGAAAGAGCUACUGUGAAAAUAUAGAAAGUUACUUAAUAGUUUUGGAAUCUUCCCUUUUUUUCAAGCUCUUUUGUAAAAUAGUUUGUCUCUUUGUAGAUAAAUAUUAUUAAAACGUAUCAAACAGUU
Messenger RNA from Pleuronectes platessa (European plaice), 3149 nucleotides. RefSeq lists its product as uncharacterized. The coding region runs from base 200 to 1789 and encodes 529 amino acids. Lineage: Eukaryota; Metazoa; Chordata; Actinopteri; Pleuronectiformes; Pleuronectidae. The record is from RefSeq and is a predicted model, not a curated record. The transcript has 2 exons.